AUGUUCAGUGGGACCUGGCUCCUGUCGGUCUCCAGAUGUUCAGUGGGACCUGGUCCUGUCGGUCUCCAGAUGUUCAGUGGGACCUGGUCCUGUCAGUCUCCAGAUGUUCAGUGGGACCUGGUCCUGUCGGUCUCCAGAUGUUGGUACUGGGGCAGUGUGACCGCCAACGAGGCCAAAGAGAUCCUGCAGGACGCCUCGGAGGGCACCUUCCUGCUGCGGGACAGCUCCCAGAGGGACUACCUGUUCACCAUCUCUGCCAUGACCUCCGCCGGCCCCACCAACCUGCGCAUCGAGUACAAACAUGGCAAGUUCAAGCUGGACUCGGUGGUUCUGGUCAAGCCCAGACUGAGGCAGUUUGACAGUGUGGUGCACCUGGUGGAGCACUACGUCCAGCUGUCCAGAAUCAGAGACAAGGCCCCGCCCACAACCGCAGGGCCCAACGGCACGGUGCAGCUGCUCCUCACCCACCCUGUGUACACCACCACGCCGGCGCUGCAGCACCUCUGCCGCAUCGCCAUCAACCGGACCACCCAGCAGGUCCAGAACCUGCCCAUCCCCAACAGACUGAAGGACUACCUGAUGGACUACUCCUACAACGUGUAGACCGCUUCCCAUCAUGCACUGCUCUG
Messenger RNA from Nematolebias whitei (Rio pearlfish), 629 nucleotides. RefSeq names its product suppressor of cytokine signaling 2 (gene socs2). Gene Ontology annotation, cellular component: phosphatidylinositol 3-kinase complex. Lineage: Eukaryota; Metazoa; Chordata; Actinopteri; Cyprinodontiformes; Rivulidae. The transcript is spliced from 2 exons. Gene Ontology annotation, biological process: phosphatidylinositol phosphate biosynthetic process; intracellular signal transduction. Gene Ontology annotation, molecular function: 1-phosphatidylinositol-3-kinase regulator activity. The record is from RefSeq and is a predicted model, not a curated record. The coding region runs from base 1 to 603 and encodes 200 amino acids.